GCGAGGUUUUGGGUUUUGCACUUAGCUAACUGGUGAGGUCUGCUUUGCUCAUCCUUUCUUCUCCAUUUUUCAGUUUGAAGAAUUGUGGAGCGUUUCAAAUUCUUCAAAUCCAUCAAAAUCCCAGCACAAAUCCUCUCCAGAAAAUCUGGUUACAGGCUUCUAUUCAAAAGAGAAUAGUACCUCAGCUGGAUUUUUGGGUAUUUUGGAAUUCCAUGAUUGAUUAUGAUUAUUAGAAAAGAGUCAACAGAAUCAUGAAAUAGAAGCAAUUUUUGGGAAACUGGUCCUUUGCUAAAUGAGCUGUCCUAUCUGCUAGGGAAUUUGUACUUGUUGAGAAAAUGUUAUCCUUUCAGAUCGGUAUCUUUCCCAAAUCCUUUUCGCCUCUUUGUGUAGUGAAAAACAAUCAUAAUUCCUGCAACAUGCUGCCUGUUUCUGAUGUUACUCGUAGUACUCUAAGUCAAUUGUGCAACGUCUGGCCCUCCUUCGUACACCAUAGCCGUUUUUUAAAAACUUCCCCUUGCUUUGCUACUUCAAGAAAAUCUGAUUCCAACCCUAAUCCUGAUCCGGACUCGAACCCUAAAUCUAAAGCUGAAACAGGAAACCGGGACCAAAAGUCUGUAGUUUCCCAUAACAAAGAUGAAAAUCCAGAUAAAAGCUUCCCAACAACCAUUCCUAAGAAGCCAAGACGGGGUCGUAGAAGUGAAGCUGUAGCUGUUGAAGAUUUUAUACGCGACUCACUUGAACGAACUUUUGAAUCAAUCCGGCAGCAGAAUCCAGAAGUUCUUGAAAAUAAGGAAAGUGUGAUGAAGGAUAGACUUGAAAAUCAGUUUGAUUGUGACAGUAGCAGUGGUGAAGAUGAGGAUGAGGACAAGGACGAGAAGGAUAAUGAAGCCGGUAAAAGAGGAAAGAAGAUGGUGGUGGAAGAGGAUGAUCCAGAUUGGCCAUUGGACGCAGAUAUUGGGUGGGGAAUUAGGGCAUCGGAGUACUUUGAGCAGCAUGCUAUUAAGAAUGUGGUGGGUGAAGAUGGUUUUGAGAUUGACUGGGAAGGAGAGACUGAUGAUAGCUGGGUAAAGGAGAUUAACUGUCUGGAGUGGGAGAGCUUUGCUUUCCAUCCCAGUCCGCUAAUUGUUCUUGUAUUUGAGAGAUACAAAAGGGCAACUCACAAUUGGAAGACUUUGAAAGAGCUAGUGAAGGCGAUCCAGGUAUAUUGGAACUCCAAGGACCGGUUACCUCCUCGGGCAGUCAAACUGGAUAUCAAUAUCGAGAGAGAUCUGGCAUAUGCUCUUAAAGUCAGGGAAUGCCCGCAGCUUUUAUUUUUACGCGGAAACAGGAUCAUGUACAGAGAGAAAGAGUUUCGCAAGGCUGAUGAAUUGGUCCAAAUGAUUGCUUAUUUCUAUUACAACGCAAAGAAGCCUUCAUGGAUUGAUGAGGCAUCCAUAUGUCGACCUUAUUAGGUUUGGAUAAUGAUAUUUGUAACCCUUCUGAUCAGGGAUUUUCCCCAAUCAUUGUCCUUUCUGAACACAAUGGGCACCGAUGCUAAAAUCAGAAGUUGACUUGGGGAAAAAUGAACACAAUGGGCACCGAUGCUAAAAUCAGAAGUUCUUGGGGAAAAAUGAACAAGUAAUAUAUCAUCUAUCCUGAGACCAAAUAUAAUUAUUUUUGUUUAGCAUUUUAGUCCCAUCACCUUUUAGAUGAGUAAAUUUGUAAAUAAAGUCCAUAGAUUAUAAAUCUUGCUCAUUUUUGCUGAAUUACAAUGGUAUCGGUAUUUCUGCAACAGGCUUCUUUUGUUUCUUCCUUGAUUUCUAAGUUUUUGAUCCACUGCCUUGGGAGAGUGAAUCUUUUUUCUGAAGGGAUGCUUUGGGUUCAUUUAAAAAUGCAUGAAAAAGGCACCCACGAAAUACCAAUAAAUUCUUUGUGAUAGUUUAUGUUAUUUGUA
Molecule: messenger RNA, 1933 nt
Organism: Gossypium arboreum
Lineage: Eukaryota; Viridiplantae; Streptophyta; Magnoliopsida; Malvales; Malvaceae
Product: thioredoxin-like fold domain-containing protein MRL7, chloroplastic
Exons: 6
Coding region: 336-1451 (371 amino acids)
Biological process (GO): regulation of DNA-templated transcription; chloroplast organization
Cellular component (GO): chloroplast stroma
Source: RefSeq, a predicted model, not a curated record